Molecule: messenger RNA, 1759 nt
Organism: Xenopus laevis (African clawed frog)
Lineage: Eukaryota; Metazoa; Chordata; Amphibia; Anura; Pipidae
Gene: tmem26.S
Product: transmembrane protein 26 S homeolog
Source: RefSeq, marked provisional
CACACAUCCCAUAUCCCAAGAAGAACUUUCCUACACUCAGCAAGGAAGACGGGGAAAGAGAGCUGAUAGAGAGACAGUGCAAAGAAGAUCACAUUUACACGAUGGAGCUAAUGGUAUUUCUCAAUGCAGUCAUCACGAGACUCCUUUUCAUGCUCCACUCUUUGGUGGGAGUUUGGAGAGUCACGGUCAUUAAAAAGGACAACAUGUAUUGGCUUUUGGCUCUUGUCAACCUCCUUUUGUGCCUUGAGAUGGUGCUUACACUAAAAUUUAAGAAAGGCAGAGGCUUGAAAUGGUUUUCCCCACCAAUAUUCUGCUACCUGAUAAGUAUUGUCCCAUCUCUUUGGCUUCUUGAAAUAAACUAUGAUUUUGAGCCGUGUAGUAAAAACAGAUCUUUGGACAGUCUCCCAAUGUUACAGAACAACUUAAAUCUGAACGGAGACCCAGUGACUGUUGUUAAAACGGCCGUGGCGUUUGUUAGCGCCAUUUGUGAAACAGUUUGGACUCUUGGUCUCCACCAAACAUUCCUCCUGCUUCUGAUCAUUGGUAAAUGGCUCCUUCCAAUAGGGACAGGAACAACACGGGAGCAGCUUUCUCAGUUGCUUCUCAUGUUUGUGGGAACUGCAGCCGACAUCUUGGAAUUCACCAGCGAGACCCUUGAACAAGACAAUGUAAGAAAUAAUAUGAUUCUGGUUUAUUCUAUCCUUGCUGUCUGGACAUGGAGUAUGCUGCAGUUCCCUCUUGACCUUGCUGUGCAAAACAUUGCAUGCCAACCAGCUACUUUAAUGAAGAACCGUCUGCACAUGCUGGUCUGCAGAUACAGCGCUGACCUUUGGAAUAUAGGAAUAAGCCUGUUGAUUCAGGACGGCCCUUUCCUUGUCUCCAGAUUGAUACUCAUGGCUUACUUCAAUGUCAUCAACCAGAUGUUGGUGUUUUUCACUGCCAAGAAUAUUUUGGUAGUGAUGUUACAGCUUUACCGUCUCGUAGUCCUGGUGAUUGACUUCCGUUCAUCCUUGGAAAAGCAAAAAGACAAUAGGAAAGGAGGAGAAAGCUAUCGUCCAUGUGCAUCAAGCAAUGAAGAGGGGAAUUUAACCGUGAGCAAUGCUGAUGUAGAAACAAAGAGUUUGGAAAACAGCAGCACUGUGGUUGCCCUUGAAGAUUCUGAAGGUGGAAGUCUAUGAACCCAACACUGUGUGACACUUUCACAUUUUGGGAUGGCACAUUCUGACUUUGCUUGAAUACCAAAGGGAUAUUAGAUUUUUGGUCAGGGAUGGACUGGCCUGCAGAGAACUAGAAGAUCAACUGAACUUCGUAGUGGGCUCAAGGAAAGGAAAAUCCCAUCAGCCCUUUUCUCAUAGGCCUUUAGAACUAUUUAACACCUAUAACAUUUAACACUAGCCAUAUCUAAUUGUGAGAGCGGAGUCCAGGAUAGUGAGCCACUGGUCAACCUGUCUGAAAAGGAUGUCCAACUUGGGGUUCUCCAAUGGUUGAUGGCUCAUUGAAAGACAUACACAUGUAUUGUUUUCUUAAAUUUGGGCACCUACAUGUGUAACUGUGACCCUGAGCAGCGCAAGAAACCAUUAUUUUACCUAUUACCAAAUACAGUGGGUCAACAGUAAAAAAAAAAAGUCCAACCCAAGAACAAAAAGGCUUUGUGUAUCCCCUUAUAUUUGGCUUAUACAACGGACAUCAUUUGCCAUUAUUGUUAGAUAAAAGGUUACAAAAACAUGAAAAAUAAAGUACUGCGUAAUUUUAAAAAGAA